CAUAAAUGAUACAACCAGAAGAACACAAGCUGCUGCAAUCCUCCCCUCCUUCCACUCCUAAUUCUUCCAAAAAUUCCCACUCAGGCCCACUAGACUUGGAAAACCUGCUGAGCUGUAAUUUCAGCUACAAUUUCGAGCCACUGAAGAAGGCCCUAGUGGAGAUCAUGAAGAGGAUGGAGACUAGGGAUGGAAGUCAGGUGGAUGACUUUGUUAAGAGAAUGGAGGCUUAUGAGCAUAAGGUGGAACAGCAAGAGAGGAGAUGCGAGAAGUUGGAAGGGACAGUGGGCGAGCAGCAGGAAAGGAUUGAGAGGUUGGAAGAGGGUAUAUAAGUUCUAUGCCUAAAAACACAGAGUAUCCUCUUAUUACUAUGAUUAGAGAAUUAGAGUACGAAGUCAAGCUUCUUAUCGACCGUACCAAAGAAGCCCACACAAAAACUACCGAUCUCAUGUCUACAAAAUCCCGCCUUGAAGAGACACUCACAGACGAUAAAGAAGAGAGCUCUGAACUUAAAGCUAUCGGAGCUACUAGAAAAGUACUAGAAGGUGACCUUAGUACCCUCAAAAGUAGAUUAACCCAACUUGAGGAUAAAUCUAAGCUUCUAAACAUGAGAAUUACGGACCACCAGAAGAAAACCGAUGAAAAUGCCAAACUUCCUGAAGCUGAUGAAGAAAGAGUCAUAGGGCUAGACGAGAAUAUAGAGAAGCUGAGAUCCAGGAUUGGCCAGAUUGAGAAAGGGCUUCAAGCGAUGAGAACUCAGAGGAAGACACAAGGAGGGGCAGAUUAUGGCAGUGGUAUUGAGGAACUGAGAGAGGAGAUUGAGGCAGAUCUUGAAUUGUUGAAGCAGAGAGUCACUAAGACUGAGAAUACUGCAUUGAAUGCUGAUUUUAGAUCGACUAAUAAUGAGACGAUGCUUCUUAAAGACCAGAGUCCUAAGGUGAGCAUGCUUCUUAAAGAGAUGAGAUCGAAUAAGGCAGGAGUAUCGGACCUUGAGAAAAGAAUCAAUGAAUUAUCUGAUAUCACUUUCAAGAAAGUAAAUUCUGAGCUGUUUGAUAGAGAAAUUGGGAAUCUGAAGAUCUUGGUUAGCGAAACUCUCAAGAAUGUCAGUCAAAAUAAGAAGAAUCCUGAAACAAAUGGACCUAAUAUAGAGGAGUCAAUGCUAGAUAAAACCAAUGAUAUGUUCUCCCGUCUACCUCAGCUGGAGGAGCAACUUCAAAGCUUGGAUCACAGAACAACUGCAAAUGAAGCAAGGAUGGAUGAACAAGAUACAAAUUUCUCUCAAAUUCACCGCCUUUUGAAUGAUAAGGCAAGUGCUUCUUUAAAGAACGAAGUUGUACGCCUGGACAAAGACAUCAAUGAGAUCAACAAAGAGAUCAGCAAAUACAGCUUGUACAGAUCCGAAAUUGAUAACUUGACUAAAAACUUCCAAGGGUUGGAUAAAAGUCUAGACUCCCUCGAAGGAAAAAUCGAACUUGUCAAGGAGAACCUCAACGAUACUCUGAGAGACACUGAAAAGCUCCUGAACAAAAUUAAGGAAGAACUUGAAAGAAUUGAGGAAGAGAUGAACUACCAAGGAGGUGUCAUCAUCAAAAUAAACCAAAGGAUAGACAUUCUUGAGGUGAAGAUAAGCAAUUUUGACAAGUCCUUCUCAGGUGGCCUGGGCGGCAGUUCUUCUCUUGGUGAGCCCUCAGACAGCGAGACGGUAAAGCUCAAAAAGCUAAUAGAUCUUGUUAAGAAAGAAUUGAUGCUUAUGAAGGAAGAGAAUUAUAGCAAGCACAAGGAAAUGGAAGGCGAGCUUGAAAGAAAAGUUGACAAAGAAGAUCUGCUGGAGUUUGAACGACUCAUGAGAGACAGAAUGGAGGUCAAUGAAAAGGCCCUUCAGAAGUCCAAGAGUGAUCUCAAAUAAGGCUCUCAGAAUUAUUGAUGAUAAGAUCAAUAAUAUUGAAGCUCCUAAGAAUCAAGGCUAUUCUACUGAAAGAGAUGACGCAAUCCUGGCAAAGAAGCCUCUUGAGGGCUGGAAAUGAGCAACUUGUGAUAAAAAUCUUACAAAUAUGACUGGACUCCCAGCAGACUACUAUAAUUGGAAGAAAAUGCCUAGAAAGGAGGGAGAUAGAAUUCCUAUGAAGGGACAAGGAUUUUCUAAAAUGCUCUUAACUCUGAAUCAUAAUAACUCUGAAUCCCAGCUGGAUAAUCCUAACUCAAAGACAUUUUAUACACCUGAAAAAGGUGAGGAGGGAAACAUCAUGAAUGAAUCGGCGUUGACAUCCAGAAACACAAAUGUCAGAUCCAGCAUGUCAAAGUUAGAAAAAGACGGAAGCACUACAAUUGAAAACUCAAUGCUUCCUUCAAUUAAGAAGAAGAGGAAUAUAUCAAUGAUGAAGUAAUACUAAGGUUAAUGAAAGCUAUAUUGAAUAAUUCCACCAUUUA
Molecule: messenger RNA, 2424 nt
Organism: Moneuplotes crassus
Lineage: Eukaryota; Ciliophora; Spirotrichea; Euplotida; Euplotidae
Source: the annotation of a GenBank genome assembly